Caenorhabditis angaria is the source of this 3165-nucleotide messenger RNA. Lineage: Eukaryota; Metazoa; Nematoda; Chromadorea; Rhabditida; Rhabditidae. The record is from the annotation of a GenBank genome assembly.
AUGUUUUCGUCGCGCUGUUUUUCGAUUUUUGUGAUUUUUUCUUGUGUACUAUUGACAGGUAAGAUCUUUGAUUUUUAAAGGGAGGUACAGUAGGAAAGAGAGAAAUGGGAGAGAAAAUGGAUAUUAUUCAAGUUGGUAAAUUUGCAAAAAUUCAUGAAUUUUUACAAAAGUUUUAAAAAUUACUUUUUUCAGAUUCCAGUUGAAAAAAAUCUAAGAAUUUCCAGGCUUGAAAAAAACUCAAAUUUUUAGAUUUGGAUUAAAAUAGGCUUAAGGCUUAAGCAUUUUAGGCCUUUUCAGUCUGAAUGACAACUUUUUUUUGAGUUAGGUUAAGUUCUAAUUUUAGAUUAGGAAUUUUGCAGGCAUUAUUCACUUUGCAAUAUGUCAAAUACAGUAGUUCCGUUUUUGAACCGACAAAAUUUUUAACAUUUCAAUGUUCCACGUCAUAACUUUUCCACGCAUUUUGCUCAAUGGCUCUUUUCUUUUGAUAAAACAAAAUUUCAUGUAAAUCGAAUUUUCUUGCUGCCACCAAAAAAAGUUCCCAAAAUCCAAUUCAAUUUGGCCCUCGUUUUUCCCGUUUCUCAUCCCUAGGUAAUCUUCGAACAUCCAAAAAAAAAUAUCUAUUUUUCUUCAUUAAAAUCGCAAAAGCCCCGGAAAAACAAUUAAUUUCAGGUCGGCGGUCUGAAAAACAACAAAAAAAAAGAAAAUCCCUGUGUGUUUUUUUGGAAAUACAUAGAAUAAAAGGAAAGGAAAAGGUGGUUGAAUAAUUCAACUUGUAAGAGAAAACAAUGGAAAUUUCUAGGACAAAAAAUUGAAGUUUUUUAAAGAAAAAAAGAUGUGGCUAACACGUCAUCACAAAAAAAACGGACUUUUGUAGGGUGAAUGGGGAUAAUUAAUAUGAGCAAUCCUAAAAUCUUCUAGAGAAAUCGUUUUCAACGAUACUCCGCGUUUACGCCUGGAUAUUUCAGCGGCACAAUUUGAAAAUUCAAAUUUUUUUUCGAAUAAACACAUUCCUCGCGGAAAUUGUUUUGUUUUGUUUUUUCUCUAACAAUUUUCAAUUAACUAACUCUGCACUAUUAUCGUCAAAGUACAGUAGUCAUUUUCAUUUUCAUUCUCCUUUUAAAUUCUCGCUUUUCUCGAAACCCCUAAUCUUGAACACUACACAAUUUAAAUUUCAAAAGGAACAACGAAAAAACAUCCGGGGAACGUUUUUUUUUCUCGCUUUUCUCGCAUCAGAAAGUGAGGAAAAACAAGAUUCCUUUUCUUAGGCUCAAAUUAGUGUCAAUGUCAAUUUUUCAUAAAUUGAGAGAUUCUGAAAGGGUUCAGAGAUGAUUUAUUUACAAUAACCAAAAAAAAACAACGAUACUCCGAUUUUUGGUGAAAGUAGAAAAUACAGACCUGGGGAAACUCGGAAAAUUUUCAUUUUCAAAUUUUAAGGUUACUGUAAUUUUUCUGAAAUUUUAGAAAAUGAACUUCGGAUAAUUGGGAUGUUAUUUUUCUUAAUAUUCCUGGAUUACGGUAUUUUCUACUACUGUAGAAAAUAGCUCCACGAAUAAACUGGCCAAAACUUGAACGAGCAAUCCAACAUAAGAUUAUUAUUGCUCAUAUUAAUUUCUUUGAGGAUUGCUCAUAUUAUAAUUAAUUUCCUCAUAGUAUUUGGUACACAAAAUUGGGUUAGUGUCAAUUUGAAGUUUUAAAAUAUUUUUCUUGGCUCGAAUUUUUACGUGAGCCUUCGAGGAAAAGAGAACUUCAUACUGUAGUAGUUUUUGAAAAAAGAGAUAACUUUUUUCACCAAAAAAAAUUCCUGAUCAAAGUUCGUUCGUUCGAAAAACUUCCUUCCCACUUACAUUCCUUCCGUUCUUUUUUUCGAACAAAACCAGAAAAACCAAAUAAAGAAACGAAAUCCCGUGAGAAUUCACAAGAAAAAGCCCAUUUUUUGUGGUGAUGUUAUCGGAAAAUGAUGAAUGAAUGUGAGCUGAACUAGAGAAAAAACGAGGGUCCGCUGAGACAUUUUAUAACUCAAUUUUAUAGGUGUCUUUGUCUUUUUGAAAGCGAAAAACGAAAAUAAAAAACCUGGUUCAUAAAUGAAUAAUAGAUUAGACUUUGAUGUCAAAAAUGUGAAUUUUAAAAGGUCGAUUUUUUUGUUCCGCGUUUUCUAGGGGAUAAAAAAUUAGAAACUCCGGAACUAAAGAAACAUUCGAGAAUCUGAAGUUAUUGGUUUUCGUGAAAAAUUAUGAUCCAAUAUUUAUCCAGAAUGAAAAAAACUCAAUUUUUUACGUUUCAAAAGUUUUAGAAAAUAUCUAAAAACUGAUCUUGAGAAUUUGUUUUCUAAUCAUCAAGUAUGAAAUUUUGAUUGUCCGAAGUUAGUCUAAGUCUGAUACUACAAAUUUUGUUCGCUAGAGCGCAUUUGCUUCCAAUGAACCCAAAAUUCUUUCAUUUCAGUGCUCACAAGUGCUCAAUUCAGCGACGACGAUGAAAAUGACAAUGAGAAGCGUGGCGGAGCUCGAGCAUUUCAACUAAAACGUGGCGGAGCCCGAGUAUUUUCGGGUUUCAAUGAAAAACGCGGUGGAGCACGAGCAUUUUCGGAUAUUGCAGAAAGUGGAGAAGAGGAGAAACGUGGCGGAGCCCGAGCAUUUCAAUUGAAACGCGGUGGUGCACGAGUUUUCUCGGGAUUCAAUGAUAAGAGAGGUGGAGCACGAGCAUUUUCGGGAUAUUAUGAUGGAGAUGAGAAACGCGGUGGAGCUAGAGCUUUUGUUGGAGAUGAUGAGAAAAGAGGUUGGAUUUUUUUUUGGGAUUGGGGUUCCAGAAAUUUUCUUAGAUUUUCGUAGAUGCGAGAAAAAACUACAAUUGAGAAUUUUUGUUAUAAAAAAUUCCACUGUUUCAAAAUUUCAAUAUGAAAAAAAUUUGAAUAAUCGAAUUCGAUAGGCAAAUCUUUUCUUUUCAGAAAAUUGCACAGUAAAAAAUUUACUUUUUCAAAAAUUAUGUAUGUCAUAGAGCUUUUGUGAAUCUAUAGAAAAAUUAAGAUAAAAAUUAACACUAACAGAAAUUUUUGCAGGAGGAGGCCGUGUUUUUUCAAAACGUGGUGGAGCUCGCGCCUUCAUUGAUAACUCAAAACGCGAUGAAGAUAUGAUGAUGGUUCAACCAGCUUAUUAUGGUUAUGGUUUGUAA